GUCUCCCGGCAAUCUCCGGGAUCACACGCGCCAAAUCGUCCACGUUGUGCGACGACCGACCAGUCAUGGAAAAUUUCGGCAAUAAACCCACAGACACGGCAACGACGAAUUAACAGUCCAGACAAGCGACAGAGAUCUAUCCAUCUACAUAAAACCUCGGGAACACCGGUAGGGUAGUAACGCAGCGUGUCCAUACUCCAUAGGAACAAUAAAGGGACGAGCCCAAGCCGCAAAUUCACAACAACAACAACAAAACAACGGAAGGAAACAGCCAAUCUUUUUUAUUUGUUUCUCUCCAGGUCAGAAUCUUCCGUCGUCUCUUCUGUGUUGCCGAUAUAAAACAGGGAAGGGAGAAGAUGAGCUCUCGUCAGCCAUCCUCCACCUCAAGGAGAGAAAGACAGUAAGAAGCAGCUAGAUUUGAGUUGGGUUGACGAUUCCCGCAACACCACCGACCUACUUGCUCUCCUUCAUCUAUUGAUUCUUCUCCUCCAUCGUAUAUACAUGUUUCAUCACUGGCUAUACGAAGACGUACGGGAUAACCAUUAGUGUUUUAAAGGGUUGGGGAUGAUGAAGCUGUUGUUGGAGAUGGAGAUGGAGAUGGAAGACCGCAGACCUCUGCUUCCUAGACUCGGCGUCGCUCUGGCCGUCCACCUAUCCAGCUACCUCGUUUCCCUUCUCAAGUUCCCGACCUCAGCCGCUGCUGCAGGAGACGAAUCAAAAAAGGGUCGUAAAUAUAGCAUGGCUGCACACAUAUGUGUUGGAAGUGGCCUAAAAGAUGGGCUACUAUUUCUACAAAAUAAAGACGCUCUGGCGAACAUCAUCCAUGGCACCUCCACAAAGCCCAGCAGCGUCACCAAAACUGCUCUAACUGCGACCACAAGCGACGACGACACUGAACAGUCCGCUACAAGUUCACGGGAUGAAGAGGGACUUCCGUUGCAGGAAGCUGAACAAGAAUCAGAGAGUUCUUGUCCCAAGAAACCUGUCAGCAUCGAGUUGGAGAACGAGAAGGCGAAAAUGGAUGCAGAAAUCGUGUACCUUAGCAACUUGGCGCAGGCACUUUGGGACAGGAACAGGAGCCUUGAGAUGGAAAUGCUCGAGUAUUAUGGAUUGAAGGAGAUGCAGGAGGCUGCCGUCAAAGAACUCGAGAACCAGCUGAAAUUAAACUCGGUAGAGGCGAAGUGUUUGUCUCUGAAGGUCGAGUCCUUGAUGGAUGAGAACCUAAGGCUCAAACUUGAGGCGUCAGAGUUCUCCGGAACAAUGCGAGAGCUUGGAUUGGCAAGAGCAAGAGUGAAGCAUCUCAAGAGGAGACAGAAAUAUAUUCACGUGCAGGCGAGGGAGAAGAUAAGCUCUCUGGAGAAAAGGAUCAGCUUGAUGCAUGCUAUAAAGCGCAGAGAGAGUCGAGACGAAGCCGAGGUGCAGAACAAGUUGAAGAGGGUAAAGGAGUUAGAAGACGAAGCUGGUGUACUGAGAAAGGAGAAUUCGAUGCUGACGCAGGAAAACUUGGACUUGGCACGAAGGCUGGAGUACGCAGAAUCGUCCAUCUCCACCACCCUUGAGAGAGUGCAGGCAAAAGCUGUAGAGGAAGUCAACCUACUGAGGGAAGCAAAUGAGAAGUUAAAGAACGAAAUCGAGCAUCAAACCGAUCGCUGCACCGACGUCGAGGAACUGGUCUACCUCAGGUGGCUCAAUGCCUGCCUAAGGUAUGACCAGAGGGACCAUCAUCCGCUUCCCGGGAAAACGAUAGCCAAGGAUCUUAGCAACAGUUUGAGUCCAGAAUCAGAGGAGAAAGCCAAACGACUCAUACUUGAGUACGCAUGUGCAGGUUUGGAUGAUGGAGACGUGAGUUUUAGGGACCUCGAAGCGGACUAUUCGUCUCUGGAAUCGACUGGUGAGGGUGAUGAUACUCCUCCGUUUGUGAUAAAAGACAUCAUCACCUCACGUAAACCAAAAUUCCUUGGCAAGCUUAAGAAGUUGGUGCUAAGAAAAGGCAGCAAGAACAACAAAGCUGCUUCGGUUGACGGAACUCCUGCAAUAAAUCCUUCAAGCUGUGCCACUCCCGAGAGACGAAGUUCCCUCGACGAGGCGACCGGAAGAAAUUCGUUUGACAGCAUCGCCUCUUGCUUCACCGAGGAGCAUUCAUUGACCGGUCAUCUGGCGAAAACUGGUGACACCGCUUGGUCUCGAGCUGCCUUUAGAUCCCCCUUCAAUCUUCCGGGAGAAAGGAGACUCAGGUUAGAAGAAGAGGGCAAGAGCGCACGCUGUAAGAGCGACCUAGGUACUUCCUUUGAGUACAGAAGGAGGGUCACCGGAGACGGCAAUACGAUUACGAUCGGUCAAGAUGAUUCGUUUCACCAAGGAGAACCUGAGACUGUUCGGAUAACCAAGUACGCGGAAGCUUUGAUGAGCUCUCGCGCUUCAUCAGAAGAGCCGAAGCAACGGUAAGAUUCCUGCUACUUACAGUCGAUGCCGACGUCGCUACUUGCUCUGAUACAUCGUUAGAGAAGCCGCCGAGUGACUUCUUUGCUAGCUUCGACAGUUUGAUUUGGCCGAGGACCAAGCUUUGUAACAUGAACGUUCAUCUCUAGUGUCAAUCAACUUUUCCGAUGCGCAUUAUUGGCAAACAUACUAUCAACGAAAUAUUUAAACGAGUGAAAAGAUCCAUGCAA
This is a messenger RNA of Musa acuminata AAA Group (dessert banana), 2669 nucleotides long. RefSeq names its product protein CHUP1, chloroplastic-like. The record is from RefSeq and is a predicted model, not a curated record. NCBI's taxonomy places the organism in Eukaryota, Viridiplantae, Streptophyta, Magnoliopsida, Zingiberales, Musaceae. The transcript is spliced from 4 exons. Gene Ontology annotation, biological process: chloroplast organization. The coding region runs from base 565 to 2445 and encodes 626 amino acids. Gene Ontology annotation, cellular component: chloroplast outer membrane.